This is a messenger RNA of Phalacrocorax carbo (great cormorant), 5499 nucleotides long. The record is from RefSeq and is a predicted model, not a curated record. Lineage: Eukaryota; Metazoa; Chordata; Aves; Suliformes; Phalacrocoracidae.
GGCCCCGGCCCCGGCCCCGGCCCCGGCCCGGCGGGCGGCAGGUGGCGCUGGCGGCUCGGCACCGCCUCCGGGCCCGCCGGUUCGCCGCCGUACUUCCUGCCGGCCCCGGGGGGGCGGGAGCGCCAGGCGGCCGCACCGCCCCCCGCCCGCCCCCGCCCCCCUCCCCGGCCGCGGGGCAGCGGCAGCGGCGGCGCCCAGGCCGGCCAUGGAGGCGGUGCGGCUCCCGCCGCCCGGCGGUUCGCCCUCUGCCUCCUCCUCCUCCUCUUCCUCCGCCGCCGCCGCCGCCGCCUCCUCCUCCUCCGGGGCGUCGGGCGGCGCUGAGGCUGAGCGGGGGCCGCCGCCGCUGGGCCGCCGGCACAGCAGCAAGCGCUUCACCGGCCUCAAGCUCUUCGGGCGCAGACUCCACCUGCCCCACAAAGGUGUCUUACCUUGUCUCCAGGGCAGCCAGCCCGGCCGAUGGGGAUCCAGGAGGAUAAAGCACCGGCCGGCAGUGUAUAAGAAAGCUAUUGCCAAAUCCAGCCUCCAGCACAUAGUAGCCCAGCCAAAUCCUGCACUAGCCCUGAGGAGCGACUCGGAGAGGCAGAUACGCAGCACUGUGGACUGGAGUGAGACUGCAGUCUAUGGGGAGCACAUCUGGUUCGAGACCAAUGUCUCCGGGGACUUCUGCUACGUUGGGGAACAGAACUGUAUGGCAAAGCUGCUGCAAAAACCUCUCUCCAAGCGUAAAUGUGCAGCCUGCAAGAUCGUAGUGCAUACGCCCUGCAUCGAACAGCUGGAGAAAAUAAACUUUCGCUGCAAACCUUCCUUCAGGGAGUCAGGAUCCCGGAACGUACGGGAGCCCAUAGUUGUCCGGCAUCACUGGGUACACCGGAGGCGGCAGGAAGGGAAAUGCCGGCAGUGUGGCAAGGGUUUCCAGCAGAAGUUUGCAUUCCACAGUAAAGAGAUUGUAGCCAUCAGCUGUUCCUGGUGCAAGCAAGCGUAUCACAGCAAAGUGUCGUGUUUCAUGCUGCAACACAUCGAAGAGCCCUGCUCACUGGGGGCUCAUGCUGCUGUCGUCGUUCCUCCCACCUGGAUUCUGCGGGUCCGCCGGCCCCAGAAUCCACUGAAAUCUAGUAAGAAGAAGAAGAGGACAUCAUUCAAGCGGAAAUCCAGCAAAAAGGGGGCUGAGGAAGGGAAGUGGAAGCCCUUUGUCAUCAAGCCCAUGCCAUCUCCUCUCAUGAAGCCCUUGCUGGUGUUUGUGAACCCCAAGAGUGGUGGGAAUCAGGGAGCCAAGAUCAUCCAGUCCUUCAUGUGGUAUCUCAACCCACGGCAAGUUUUCGACCUCAGCCAGGGUGGACCCAAGGAGGCGCUGGAGCUGUACCGCAAGGUCCACAACCUCCGGAUCCUGGCCUGUGGGGGAGAUGGCACGGUGGGCUGGAUACUCUCCAUUCUGGACCAGUUACGCCUCAACCCACCUCCUCCUGUGGCCAUCCUACCUUUGGGGACAGGGAACGACUUGGCCAGGACGCUGAACUGGGGUGGGGGUUACACAGAUGAGCCUCUGUCCAAGAUCCUGUCACACGUGGAAGAUGGGAACAUUGUGCAGCUCGAUCGCUGGAACCUCCAUGUGGAGCCAAACCCUGAUGUGAACUCUGAGGAAAAGGAUGACACGGCUGCUGACAAGCUCCCCUUGGAUGUCUUUAAUAACUAUUUCAGCCUUGGCUUUGAUGCACGGGUGACGCUGGAAUUCCAUGAAUCCCGAGAGGCCAACCCAGAGAAGUUCAACAGCCGGUUUCGGAAUAAAAUGUUCUAUGCUGGGACGGCUUUCUCUGACUUCCUCACGGGGAGCUCCAAAGACUUAGCGAAGCACGUCAAGUUGGUUUGCGAUGGGACAGACCUGACCUCCAAGAUCCAGGACCUGAAGCCCCAGUGCCUGGUCUUCCUGAACAUCCCGAGGUACUGUGCAGGCACCAUGCCCUGGGGCAACCCCGGGGAGCACCACGACUUUGAGCCGCAGCGCCAUGAUGAUGGCUGCAUUGAAGUUAUUGGCUUCACCAUGACAUCCCUGGCUGCUUUGCAGGUUGGUGGCCACGGGGAGCGGCUGUGCCAGUGCCGGCAGGUGGUCCUCACCACGUCCAAGGCCAUCCCCAUGCAGGUAGAUGGUGAGCCCUGCAAGCUGGCAGCUUCCUGCAUCCACAUCUCCCUGCGCAACCAAGCCAACAUGGUGCAGAAGACGAAGCGGCGCAACUCCAUGCCUCUGCUCAAUGACCAGCAACCAGUGCCUGAGAGGCUGCGGAUCCGGGUGAGCCGAAUCAGCAUGCGUGACUACGAGGCACUGCACUAUGACAAGGAAAAGCUCAAGGAAGCCUCUGUGCCGCUGGGGAUCAUUGUGGUUCCAGGAGACAGUGACCUGGAGUUGUGCCGGACCCAAAUCGAGAGGCUGCAGGAGGAGGGAGAUGGAGCCAAACGGAAGACACUGUCAUCCCAGAAGCUGUCACCCAAGUGGUGCUUCCUGGACUCAACCACGGCUGAUCGAUUCUACAGGAUAGACCGCGCACAGGAGCACCUCAACUAUGUGACGGAGAUCUCUCAGGACGAGCUCUAUGUGCUGGACCCAGAGCUGGUGAUCACCCAGACUGUGGGCACCUCUCCUGCCAUGCCUGACCUUGUUGACUCAUCUGCCACACCCACUGGGCACCAUUUUGCAUUCCCUUCCUCUUCCUUCUCUCCACCCUGCUCUCCUGCCCCCAGUGUUGAGCCUGAGCACUGCCUCCCGCACAAAGAUGACCUGAUAGAAGCUGCCAAGAGCGGCAACUUCAGCAAGUUCCAAGAGCUGCACCAGGCUGGAAGAGACCUGAUGGUGCGAGACUCCUCGGGCCAGACUGUCCUCCAUCACGCUGUCAAAUCAGGGAGCAAGGACGUUGUCAAGUACAUCAUUGAGAAUGCCCCUUCAGAAAUCCUCGAUGCAACGGAGGAGGAGAAUGGCGAAACCAGCUUGCAUCAGGCCGCAGCCUUACGCCAGCGCACUAUCUGCCACUACAUCGUGGAGGCCGGGGCUUCACUCAUGAAGACAGACCUGCAGGGAGACACCCCGAAGCACCGGGCUGAGAAAGCCAACGACCCUGACUUAGCUGCCUACCUCGAGAACCGACAGCACUACCAGAUGAUCCAGCGGGAGGACCAGGAGACAGCUGUGUAGUGCUGGGUGUGCCUUAGCCCAGGCCAGCUCGGGCAGGUUGAGAAGAGGAUGAUGGCAACUGGCAGAGCUGUGAGUCUGGCCCAGUCUUCACUAGAUGUCAGCCUGGUCCCCAGAGGAGAUGGAGCCAGCAGAGCUCUGCCCCAGGCUGGGCUGGGACUUUGUUUAUGAAGACAGUGGGUAUUUGGGGCUUGAAGCCUGGCUCUUUGUGUGUCUUCCCCAACGCCCCUCAUCCACCAUGUUCCCUGCCCUGGACAGAGGCUCCAUCCUGCAGCCCUGUUGGGGCAGGCCAGGCUGAAGCCCCAGGUCACCCUUGUGCAUGGGAGUGAUGCCAGUGCCCCCUCCACAGGCUCCUACCUAUGAUCCUUGUGGGAUAUCGUUGCCCGCCCGCUCCUCCUGCCAGCAGUCCCCGUCCUUUAGAUGCUUGGCUAGGUUCAUGUCCCGUUCCUCCUCUCCUAUCUGGCACAGCCACAGGAGGCACAGGCUGUGCGGGCAGACAGCAGAGGCCGUAAGACUCUGACUUUGCCCCAAGGGAAGUGCCAUGACUUACUUGCUGCCCCUGUCUCCUCCUCCCUUCUGUUGGUUUGGGGCUGCCCCAGGUCUCUGUGUUGCCCUACAGGGACCUGCAGCAGGAGGGAAGUCCCUGGCACACCCAGUCUUUCCUCAGAGCAUCUGGGGCUGGUGCAGCUGGAAGCAUGGCAGCCACUGCCCUCCUGGUUGCCUUCAGUGCUCUGCAGUCUGGCCAAGGGCAGAGCUGGCAGGGAAGACGGCUACCGAGCCCUCCCACCAUCCUUCCCUCCACAGGGUUGGGUGGGGCAGCCUGCACACCCGGUGUCUGCUGGGCAGCUCUUCGUGUGCCUGCGGCAGCACGUAGCCAUGGUGGAGAGCUGCACUUGGCCCGGGCGGUGGCUGCCCAUUAUAUUUCUCAAAUGCUGACUUGGAUCCAGCUGCCCUCCCUGCUUCAGCUCCCCUGCCAAUGCUAGACAUUGCACUGGGCUGGAGGGGCAGUGCUGGGGUCAGUGCCACUCUCAGGGAUUUCCCCCCGUGCCCCCCAACCUGUCAACACACAUCCCCUGAGUCUGACUCCUGCCAUCCCCCAAACUGGGUGCAGGGCUUUGCAAGGGAAACUUGGGCGCUCACCUAUCCCAGACACGAGCUCCCAGGGCAGGCCACCAGCUCACCCUCUCCAGUUUUAGCAGAAAGAGAGAUCUGGAUGCAUAGGAAGCAUCAAGGCUCCCAGCCCUGAGCCACACCUGCAAUGGGAUGGCAUUUCACCUACCACCUGCUAUGGGGCACGAGGCACCAGGACCCAUCUCCCCUGCAGAUGCUGUGGUGCUGAGCAUCCACAGAGGCAUCAAGCCAGCCCUUCAGCAAGGCUUUUGCAGCUCUGACAGCUUCUGGGACCGGGAGGUGCCAGCAGAGGAGGGGAGCUGAUGGGCCUGGGCCUUGCAGACCUGCUGGGCACUUUUAGGUGGGCAGCGGUUGCGAAGCGGGUUACUGCUUGCAGCUUGGGUCCAGGAGAGGAUGCUGCUGCCGUGUGGACUCUGUGUGCUCCCACCUGCACUCACACCUAGCUGCACUCACUGGGUAGUGCUGAGUGGCACUGUUUGAAUUGCUCCUAAAACCAAUACCCAAAGGGUAUGAGGAUACCACAGAGACUAUCCUUCAGGCUUUUUGGCCGAGGGGCAGAGUUCCCUCAGAGGACGGGAGAAGCUGUGGUGGGGAGCAGAGAUGCAGGGCAGUGCAGAGUGCCAGGGGCCGGCGGCAGUAUUGGCAAUUAAUAACAAUAGCAUCCCGACACGUUCAGAGCUGGGAUGCUCCAGCAGCACUUGGCGUUCCCAUCAGCACUGCUCACUGGCCACCGACAGAAAAGGCACUGACAUCUUCUCAAAGGUACAAACUGCUGCCCCCGAGCUGGGACACCCAGCCCAGCCCACAGGUGUUUACAGCCCCAGCUUCCCCCUUUCUCCCCGGUUUUGUAUCUUUCCAUAUAGUUUUUGUACAGGUAGUUGAAAGACACACUGUCCCCCUCCCCACCUGGCCCUUCUUGUGCGUGUGUGAGCUGAGUUGCUGUGCAAUUCCAAGCCUGGCUUGUACUUUGGCGGAGGGGGUGUUGGUCGCCCUGCCCACGGAGGCAGGGGUUCUGUGCAAUACCUGGGUCUGUGUUUCCUAGAUGCUGUUGUAGGACUGUAUUUUUGUAACUCUGUGAGGGUGCUGGCUCCAGCGGGCCGAGGGCCUGGUGUGAACCUGUGUCCCUGUUGCUUUUUGACUUGGACCGUUUGGAUGUUGUUUCUUGCCAUUGAAAUAAAGAGAUGGAUGUUUUA